Molecule: messenger RNA, 2137 nt
Organism: Fusarium graminearum PH-1
Lineage: Eukaryota; Fungi; Ascomycota; Sordariomycetes; Hypocreales; Nectriaceae
Product: dihydrolipoyl dehydrogenase
Exons: 5
Coding region: 193-1719 (508 amino acids)
Cellular component (GO): oxoglutarate dehydrogenase complex; mitochondrion
Molecular function (GO): dihydrolipoyl dehydrogenase (NADH) activity; flavin adenine dinucleotide binding
Source: RefSeq, a predicted model, not a curated record
ACUAUAGUUUACUGGACAUUGCCCUGUGCUCUAGGUUAUUUUAGUCUCGAGACGGGCGAGCUUUGUUGCGGUAACAUAACGCCUCAACCUCAACCUCACCCUUGCCUCUCGUCGACUUUUUCUACCUCGACCUCCCCCUUCCACUCUCCACAAUCUGUGUGUCCCCAAUUGCACUUCCACACAACCCCCAUCAUGCUUUCCAGUCGCUUAAUAUCACGAGCUAUUGCUCGCCCUGCCUUUCAGAAGUCUACGCUUCCCAGCAUCAUUGCCUCCCCUUCGCUGUCGCGAUGGAGCCGCGGAUAUGCCUCUGCAGCUGAGGAGAAGGAUCUCGUUGUUAUCGGUGGUGGCGUUGCUGGCUACGUCGCCGCUAUCAAGGCUGGACAAGAGGGCAUGAAGGUUACCUGUAUUGAGAAGCGUGGCUCCCUCGGUGGAACCUGCUUGAACGUCGGUUGCAUUCCCUCAAAGUCUCUUCUCAACAACUCGCAUCUCUACCACCAGAUUCUCCACGACACCAAACACCGCGGUAUCGAGGUCAGCGAUGUCAAGCUCAACCUGGCCAACUUCAUGAAGGCCAAGGAAACCUCCGUCUCUGGUCUUACCAAGGGUAUCGAGUACCUCUUCAAGAAGAACGGAGUUGAGUACAUCAAGGGUGCUGGCUCUUUCGUCAACGAGCACGAGGUCAAGGUUGACCUCAACGAGGGCGGUGAGACCAGCGUUCGUGGUAAGAACAUUCUGAUCGCUACUGGAUCCGAGGCUACUCCUUUCCCCGGCCUUGAGAUCGACGAGAAGCGCGUCAUUACCAGCACCGGUGCUAUUGCCCUUGAGAAGGUCCCUGAGACCAUGACCGUCAUUGGUGGUGGUAUUAUCGGUCUUGAGAUGGCUUCCGUCUGGUCGCGACUUGGAUCUAAAGUCACUAUCGUUGAGUUCCUCGGCCAAAUUGGUGGUCCUGGCAUGGACUCUGAGAUCGCCAAGAACACCCAGAAGAUCCUUAAGAAGCAGGGUCUUGAGUUCAAGCUCAACACCAAGGUCGUUAGUGGUGACAAGUCGGGCGACAAGGUUAAGCUUGAGGUUGACUCUGCCAAGGGUGGCAAGGUCGAGUCUAUCGAGUCCGAUGUUGUCCUAGUUGCCAUUGGACGACGACCCUACACCGCUGGCCUCGGCCUUGAGAACAUUGGCCUUGAGGCUGAUGACCGUGGCCGUGUCGUGAUCGACUCCGAGUACCGAACCAAGAUCCCCCACAUCCGAUGUGUUGGUGACUGCACCUUCGGACCUAUGCUUGCCCACAAGGCUGAGGAGGAGGCCGUUGCUGUUGUUGAGUACAUCAAGAAGGGAUACGGCCACGUCAACUAUGGCGCCAUCCCCUCAGUUAUGUACACCCACCCCGAGGUUGCCUGGGUUGGCCAGAGUGAGCAGGACCUCAAGAGCCAGAACAUCCCUUACCGAGUCGGAAGCUUCCCUUUUGCCGCCAACUCUCGAGCCAAGACCAACAUCGACACCGAGGGUAUGGUUAAGAUGCUUGCUGAUCCCGAGACCGAUCGCAUUCUUGGAGUCCACAUCAUCGGCCCUAACGCUGGUGAGAUGAUUGCUGAGGGUACUCUGGCCCUCGAGUACGGUGCUUCCAGCGAGGACAUUGCCCGAACCUGUCACGCCCACCCCACACUCGCUGAGGCUUUCAAGGAGGCCGCCAUGGCCACUCAUGCCAAGGCCAUCCACUACUAAGCAAUGCUUGAGCGGUCGAGAUUAGUUGGAUAGGUUGCUGCGCGCCAACGGCUUGAAAUGUGUCGGUCUGGUAGCAGCAGGUCUCUUCUGUGCUUUCUGCGGCGAUGAAUAGACACUCUUCAAUGUAUAGGUUUGAAAAGACUGUCUGUAGUCGCUAAGAGCGUACCUAAAAUAUCACACAGGGUCACUAAGAGGCUUCGCAAAGAUAGUGCGAACGGGAUAGAGCCCGGGGCGUCUCGGACUCUGGGUUGUGUAAACUAGUAAUAAUUUCUGUCUUCAAGCAUGAUGAAUGGAAACUACACGGCAAGAUGCGUGGCCUGCGUUUGAAACGUAUUAGUUAAGCAUUGAAUGGGUGAAGAGCAAACAAUGAUAGAAACUACAACCGCAUGCGUUUAUGUAUCGCUUUGCGUAUAUGCCC